This is a messenger RNA of Coniosporium apollinis CBS 100218, 1260 nucleotides long. RefSeq lists its product as uncharacterized. The record is from RefSeq and is a predicted model, not a curated record. The transcript is spliced from 3 exons. Lineage: Eukaryota; Fungi; Ascomycota; Dothideomycetes. The coding region runs from base 1 to 1260 and encodes 419 amino acids.
AUGCUUGAGCUGGCAGUUGAAUCAUGGAUAUGGUUCGCCUUCGUCAUGGCCGUUGCCAUCGCCCGCUUCGUCUCACGAACCCUCCUACUCGGGUCUCCUAAGAAGCUUCAAGUGGACGACUGGGUCAUGAUCUUUGCUCUGAUCACCUACACCACCAUGAUUGUCUCGAUUAACAUCGUGGCCGACUACAAUAGCAAUCUGCUACCUCCCGACUUUGACGCGAGCACCCUCACGAACGAGGACAUCGACGAGCGGGAGUACGGAAGCAAGAUGAUCUUAGUAGUCGAACAAUGCCAAAUAGUGACUAUCUGGGCCGUCAAGGCGUGUCUGCUGAUCAUGUACUACCGUCUCACUGUAGCGCUGAAGGAAAACCUCACCAUAAAGAUCCUUGCUGGCUACGUCGCCUUUGCCUUCGUGCUUAUGGAGAUCCUCUAUCUCGGCGUCUGGUGCAGACCCUUUAGCGACUACUGGGCUGUGCCAACGCCAAACGUCCAAUGCAACGCCGCGACCAACCACCUCAUCACCAAUGCCGUCUUCAACCUCUCCUCCGACCUUAUCCUCCUCACCAUGGCGCUCCAGAUGCUGAUCCGCAGUCGCCUGCCCCUCCGUCGGAAGCUGAUCCUGUGCUGCGUGUUCGGCCUCGGCAUCUUCGUUAUCCUCUCCGCAGUCCUCAACAAAUACUACUCCUUCUCCCAACCCUUCGGCAGCAUGUGGACCUUCUGGUACGUCCGCGAAGCCAGCACCGCUCUCCUCGUCGGCAACCUUCCCUUCACCUGGACGCUACUGCGGCGCGUCUUCAAGCUCAACGCCUUCGAGAACAGCAGCCGGAACAACAGCGCGACCGGACCGCCAUCGGUGAGAUACCACACAUCGCGGACCGCGCGGAGCAGGAGAAGCUGGCACCGGCCGUCGCAGGCUGAGGGCACAGAAACCGACGCAGGAAGCGGGAGCAGGAAGUGCAGCAAUGGGAGCACGAGCGGGGGGACAAGCACGAGCGGCAGCGUGGCGGAUCAGAACAGGAGGCCGUCGGCGGUGGCUGCGUCCGGACGAACAUGGCGAGACCAGAAUUUGUUCGGCAGGGCGGACGCCGAGGCGCUCGAGCCGUGGGAUUACUGCGAAGAUAUCGAGAUGGGGAUGGAGCGCGCGCAUCUUGCACCGGAGAGGACGAGGCACCUGGAGCCGUGGGAGAGCGAUUUGUGCGCUGUCAGUCUGCGGAGUUCGGUGUCUGGGCGUGUGGAUUCGUUGAUGCCGUUGCGAUGA